AAGAAGGUAUAACUGUGCUUCAUAAGCUGUCGUGUUGACUAAAUUAGAUUAAGCGAGUGUGUUGUGCAAUAUGGGUGUAAACUUAAAAGAUGAAGAAGAAGUGAAGCAGUACUUACAUAAUUUAGGUAUUGAAUAUCGUUUUGGUUGCUAUCAAGAAAAGAAACCAGAGGUAUGUCAUUUGUUGGGGGAUUACUUAGAAGCCAUCAAGAAGGAUUUUGAUAAAGCAGCGAAAGUGUAUAAAACUAACUGUGAUGACUAUAAUUUUGGUAAAAGCUGUCAGAAAUUUGGAAAUUAUUCAUUUGUUGGGAAGGGAAACACCACUAAAGAUACAGAAGUAGCAUUUAAGUAUUAUAAAAAGGCAUGUGACCUGGGUGAAACAAAAGCUUGCUUUAAUGUUGGCGUUUUAAACAUUCUAGAUACAAAAAACAGCAGGAAAGAGAAGGACUAUGCUUUAGGGGUAGCUUCACUACACAAAUGUUGUGAUGAUAACGACGCGCACUGUUGCUUUUAUGUCAGUACUAUGUUUUUACAGGGUCUAAAAAAUGGUUUCAUUGAGAAGGAUAUGGCUAAAGCUUAUUCAUUUUCAUUAAAAGCUUGUGAUCUAGGUAGCAUGCAGGCCUGUGCAAAUGUAAGUCAGAUGUAUCGGAGGGGUGAUGGUGUUGACAAAAAUGAAGAUUUAGCUGAGAAAUAUAAGAAAAAAGCACUGGAAUUGCAGCAACAGACAUUCAAACAGCAGCAGCUGGAGUUUCAGCAAGGGACAAAGCCUGUGUAAUGGAAUGUUAUUUACAAUCAAAGCAGAUAUUUAUUAAAAUUAAGUACAUACUUAAUAAAUAGGCAUGCUGUUUCAAAACUUCCUAGCAGGACAUUGUAGCACCUGUGUGAUUGGGUUGCAUAUUGCUGGGCAGAAUAAAACACAGAAUUACUUUUGGAAUAUGCAUUAAAAAUGGGCUACUCAUGCUUAUGGCAAUUUGAGAUGGACAGACAAUAAUUGUCAAUAGAUACUAUUCUUAUCACAAUAUAUUAUCAGCUUUUUGUAGUUUCAUAAAAAUGAACUGAAUGUAAAACAUUUAUACUGCCUGUAAAAUGUGGAUUACUCACUCUGGUGAAUUUCUUUUGGGUUUGAGUAAGACUGUAGGAAACACAGUACAGCAACAACAGGACACAUCUCUCUAGUGUACUAAUAACUGAGCAUAUUUGUUCUGUAUUGACUGAGUAACUAUUGUCAUCAGACCAUUAUUCUAGACUGUCAUGUAUAAGAUCUCCCUUUACACAUCUGAAUAUCAAAAAUGGAUUAUUUUUAUGUUGGUGGCAAAACAGAACAGAAAAAUGGCUAGACCACACGUAUUAGUAUGUCAAUGGAGGGUUAGGUAUUGGAUCUUGGUUGUGAGUGUAUUUUUACUUAUGAUGGGAAAAAAGGCUUGUUUUGUUGCUGAAUGAUAGUGACAGGCUAUCUACAUCCACAGGUACACCAGUAGCCCUUGCAACUGAGAAUCUUUGUAUAUCACUGCCAUACAUUGAGGCAUGGUAUGUUAUUGCCCUUGCUAAUUUCUCACAAGUCUUAGCAGUUUGUAUCCCAUAUCACACUGCAUUUGUACAGUUUUAAUAGUGCUUUACUUUUUUUAUUAUUAUUUUAUCAAAUUGCCAUAUUCAAGUGGUUCACAUACUUUUCUUUUGUCUAUUAACAUAUUAUUUUGUCUCUUUGAAGCAGUGUGCUGCACUUACAGAGGAAGCUUUAAAUAUGCAUUUUGUAGUGAAUCUAUCAUUCUAGUUUUGGAUAAUAUCAUAUGACAUUUACCUCCACCACCAUUUGUUUCAAAUUAUAUGUUGACAUUUUUCUCAGAAAAGUUGUUAUUUUAAUUAUUAACAUUUGGACAUACUGUAGGCCUACAGAAAUUGAUUGCCUUUUUUGCGCAUUUUUGGUUUGGUCUGUAAUGGGCCAUGAAAUGCUGGCUUCAAACUCUGAAGUCCAAUUUCAGGAAAGAUGUGGUUUACAUUCAACUCUGUGGUUAUUAAUUUUCUGUUGGUCUCUGAACUUUUUGGAAUUAACAAAAUAGUUAUAGAGGAAGUAGUAUAUUAAUUAAAUAAUAAUUAUGGUAGUUGGUGUUUGAGAGACUAAACUUUUUGUCAUUAAUCGCUUUGAAUGAAAACAUCAUCAGCAUUCAACUUCACUUCUUGAGGGAGGUAGCAUGCCUAUUUUACGUGCCAUUGACAGAAGAGUACUGUGCAAAUGAAUUAGGAUGUUAUUGAAGAGAAUAUUGAUUUCUUAGUUUCAUAUCUGUGUGAAAAUAGAAAGUAGUGACAAAGACAGUGCGGGCUGAAAUCAGUUUCACUGAAAGUAUUUGCAGUAUAUUGAAUGCAAACUGCAUUUUUCCAUAAUUUCAUUUUAGAUUGAUUGCGGGCUAUCUUUAGAACAUUUCUUCCUCUUUCAUGAUACUUUGCAAUUAGAUAACUGUUAUCCUUUACCUGUAAAAGAUGUAAGGGUGUUUGUUUAGAGUAUGUUGACAAGAGUGUUUGUUUAGAGUAUGUUGACAGUACAACUUGUUCUUUGCUGUUGGAAACAUGUAAUUUGUUGUAUUGACCUGUGUUUACAUUUCAUGUAUUAGUCCAAAGCAGUCUGUAUUUUCUUCACCAUCAAAGAUAGUUGCGUAUGAAAUUAGAAUACAAUAAAUCUAUAAAGGCACCAUUUCACUAGCAGGCAGCAGUAUCAGAUGUACAAAAUGGUGAAGCCACACGAGCUUUCUGGAUCCACUUUUCUUAGGACUGAAAAAAAGGGAUGAGGUGAGAAAAGGUGAUUAGGAGCUUUUGAAGACUAAGGAGAAAAACAUCCAGGAGCAUGGAUUGAGAAAAUGACAGUGGGCAGGAAGAAAUGAAAAUUGUCAAUAAAAUGCCAACAAAACAUUAUAUUUGAAUAUAUAAAAAGCUAAAAAUGAGAGAGAAGGUAAUUAGAAAAUCAAGAUUGGAUGUUAUGAGGGACACAUGUUUAUUGAAUUAUGGCAGGCAAGAACAAAAGAAGAUAUUGACAGCAUUCUUUGUGCAAGAAGCUAUGUGUUGUCAAUGUAGUAGACUUUUGUUAAAACUCCUUCCUUUUUUUUUUUUUUUUUUUUUUUUUUUUUUUUUUUUUUUUUUUUUUUUUUAGAGAUUACAUUACCAUAAUGGGGAGACACUCACUGCAGGCUUUGACUGUACUUGUACAUUUACAUUCUGCAAAAACUAGUGAAGUGCUUGUCAGAGGGUGCUUAUAUUUUGUUAAAUAUUCCAACUAACCAUUUUUAACUGUCAGUCAAAAUGUCAUUAAUAAUGGCAUUGACAUAAUCAACAGUUAAACUGGAGAUUGGCGUUAAGUUUUCUCACUUUAGGCUAAUUUCAAAUUAUUUAUUUCUUGAUGACUACAGAAUUAUGAUGCUGUUUUGUCUGAGCUGAUUGUUAUUUGAAUCAUUUCACUGUGACAGCUGUCAGAGCUUACAGAUUGUGUGAUAACUGUAAUUGUAUUGAUAUGCCUAAAAUUUGUUGCAAAGACUUAUAGACUUAUGAACCUCUUAACUUCCAUUUCUGUAUUAUUUGAUUCUUACUCUUAUAUAAAUUUCUUACACUUAUCUUAUUAUUAUAACAUUAAACUGCUGAUUUCUGUUGUAUUUGUUCUGUCCUGUGAGUUUUUCUUCAGGGACUCUAUUUGUACCAUAUCUGUGAGGGGCUGAUGGGAAUGUGUUACCUGUAUGUUCCAGUUCACUGAUUUAGCUAGCAUAAUUUUGAAGCAGAAAAUAAAAUGUAAUGAAAGGACACACAGUUCAAAAUGACCUAUGUAAAUCUAUAUUUAUAUAACUACCAAAGAUUGUGGGUUGCUGUUUCACUUGUUGUUAUACAUGAGAAUAUACUUUUUUAGUCAGAAGAUUGAUGUUUUUGGAAUAAAGAUCAUUCACAAAAGGAA
Molecule: messenger RNA, 3925 nt
Organism: Schistocerca nitens (vagrant locust)
Lineage: Eukaryota; Metazoa; Arthropoda; Insecta; Orthoptera; Acrididae
Gene: Coa7
Product: cytochrome c oxidase assembly factor 7 homolog
Exons: 1
Coding region: 71-772 (233 amino acids)
Cellular component (GO): mitochondrial intermembrane space
Molecular function (GO): protein binding
Source: RefSeq, a predicted model, not a curated record